AUGUCUAUCGGCACAUACUCCCUAGCCAGUGGUCGGGACCCAGAAUCAUCCUAUGCCAAUUCCUCUACAUAUGAGAUUAAUGAUCGCUCAACUCCAAGCCCAGGUCUCCAAGAAAGUAGCCACGACGAAUAUACCCCCACUCGUGUGUCUACCCGGGAAUCCGCGUCUAUCAUCUUCACCACCCCUACGCAUCGCUCAGCUUCUGCAGGCCUCUCUUCAAAAACUCGUAAGGCACUCCAGAAGUUAUAUGACCACAACUAUGGCGCCCGUCACUGUCUCGUAACGUCGUCAGCGGCCUACCUGGUGACUGUAGCCCAUGCCGUUCAACGUGCGAGCAAGUCUGAUCUUUUGACACUCUAUGAAUAUUGUCUUGGCUUAGAUUUGAGAUCAUUCCAUGUUGACAGCAGACGAAAUAUGUUCUAUCUGUCACCCCACUUGCAUAGUAUAUUUGAUGCUGGUCACUGGUUUCUCCUGCCGGAUACAGGCACACUAAGGAAAGUCCAUGACUACGUGAAAGACGCUGUUGCAUUAAGGGCAAACUCCCAGUCUAGUAAAGGCACGAAACAUUUCUGGUUAGAGUGGAAUCUCAACAAUAAAACACCGUACACGUUCAUACUAUUGCCUGGCACAGGAUGCCCACGCAUCUCAUGCGAAAUUGGUGGUGGAGUUUGGGAAGAUCACUCUUAUCCUUACCAAGGCCUCCCAUUGCUUGAGUGUCAUAUUGCACCUCCCUUUGCCAUCAUAAACGCAGGCCCCAAGUGCACAAGGGAUCACAUCAAUCAGAUCGUCCGCGAGUAUUGUUCGCAACAGACGAGUGAGUUUCGGAAGGAACUUGAAGAACGACUUACACUUUUGUGUAAUACAUGGGCCCUUUUCGAGGAUGCGAAGAAAGAUGCGAAGGUCUGGGAGGUAGAAACGAGGGGUAAGAGGAAGAGGGACCGCGAUGACGAGGACAUAGAGAAUCUUUCUCGAGGGAGCAAACGUACCACACGGUCGCAAGCACGCUCUGCGCACGAUGGUAUGCCGAAGUCUGAUCUACCCAGUAAUCAAGCAGGAGAUAAGCCUCCACCACCGGGCGCUCGCAAACGCAAAUUGUCUUCCAGUUUACGCGGAGCUGCUCUUACCGAUGACGCAGUCUUUCACCUCGAAAAACGACAGAAGAGGGUCGACUUGCGCACACGAGUCCGGUGCUGGGUCACGGAGUCAACCCGAGCCUCAUCACUAGACCCAGAGCCUCAUACCUGA
This is a messenger RNA of Suillus fuscotomentosus, 1245 nucleotides long. RefSeq lists its product as uncharacterized. The transcript is spliced from 4 exons. The record is from RefSeq and is a predicted model, not a curated record. NCBI's taxonomy places the organism in Eukaryota, Fungi, Basidiomycota, Agaricomycetes, Boletales, Suillaceae. Bases 1 to 1245 code for a protein of 414 amino acids.